GGCGCCACACCUGGGAGGGGGGCAGGGGCGGGCGGGGCUCGCGCACGCGCGCUGCGGGUCCUCGGGGAGCCCGCUGUGCUGUAGCGCUGCCCGGGAGCGCUGUCGCUGAGGUGGCGCUGAACCCGAGGCUCCUCUCCUCCGCCUCAGCUCGGAGAGAGUCGGGAGGAUGGCUUCGGAGGUGGAGUCGUCGCUGGAGGUCAGCUUCUCGUCCAGCUGUGCGGUGUCAGGGGCGUCCGGGUGUCUGCCUCCCGCCCGCUCCCGCAUCUUCAAGAUCAUCGUGAUCGGCGACUCGAACGUGGGCAAGACGUGCCUGACUUACCGCUUCUGCGCCGGCCGCUUCCCCGACCGCACCGAGGCCACCAUCGGAGUGGACUUCCGAGAGCGAGCCGUGGAGAUCGACGGCGAGCGCAUCAAGAUCCAGCUGUGGGACACUGCAGGACAAGAGCGGUUCAGGAAGAGCAUGGUUCAGCACUACUACAGGAACGUGCACGCUGUCGUCUUUGUCUACGACAUGACCAACAUGGCCAGCUUCCACAGCCUGCCAUCUUGGAUCGAGGAAUGCAAGCAGCACUUGCUGGCAAGUGACAUACCUCGCAUCCUGGUUGGGAAUAAAUGUGACUUGAGAAGCGCCAUCCAGGUGCCCACAGACUUGGCACAGAAGUUUGCUGACACACACAGUAUGCCUUUGUUCGAGACCUCCGCCAAAAACCCCAAUGAUAAUGACCACGUAGAAGCUAUAUUUAUGACGUUGGCUCAUAAGCUGAAGAGCCACAAGCCAUUGAUGCUUAGUCAGCCACCUGAUAACAGAGUUAUCCUGAAACCUGAAACAAAGCCCGCGGUGCCAUGCUGGUGCUGAGUCACAGGUAUGCCCCUCACGGGUCUGACUGAGUCUGAAGUAGUGUAAUUACAUGUGUAAGAGUAACUCUUCAAUAUCAUGGCUCAUCCCACUGGUUCCGUUGUUGCGCUGCCUUUUGUAUUUUCAUCCUCUUACUAAGUUUGUCACUGUGACCAUUCAAGGAGAAGGCCAAUUUACAGCUGGGAUGGAAAAGGAAGCAAAGACGGGACGACCAGGUCUUCUUUCCAGUCCCAGGCCUCCCGUGAGCAUGAUGGGACCUCAAGGCUCAGUGUGGCGCCCACGCCGUGUUCCUGGACUGGGAAAGAAAUGCCGUGUAGCGCACACUUACUGCGCGGAGCUAUCGUAGCGAGUUAUCGAGGUGCUUUUUAUUGUACUGUGGCAUCUAAGUACUAAAAAAACUAGUCAAAAGAAUUCAGACAGUUGUAAUGGGAAUUUAUUUUAGCCAUGACUUUUAAUUAAAAUAUCAGAUAGUUGCAAAGCUGGUUCCUGGUGCCCCUGUCCUCCACUCGUGGUGAGUUGGGUGACUCAGGGCUGGAUUCAGUCAGCAUCCGUUCUGCCAGAGCUCUGAAGGCACGCCUCUAGUUCCCGAGUCUAUGUGGAUUCCUGCCAUAGUAGCGUUGGGUUAGUUUUUUUAAAUGUUUGUGUUUUAUGUCCACAAACUGUUCCUUUGGACAAAAUGAAUUAAUUUUUUUUUCUUUGGUUUUUCAAGACAGGGUUUCUCUGUAGCUUUGGAGCCUGUUCUGGAGCUUCCUCUGUAGACCAAGCUGGCUUCAAACUCACUGAGAUCCACCUGUCUCUGCCUCCCGGGUGCUGGGAUUAAAGGUAUAACCAUCACCUCCCGGCUUGAAAAAUAUCUUAACUGUCCCUCAGUGGUGAAAGAAAUAGUUUAUUUUAUUUUAUUUUUUUUUUGCCCUAAGCACUUUUAGUUUAAAUUUAAGACUUUGCACAAGGAACACAGCACAUUUCCAUAUGGAGCUCUUUGCGGAAUGCUGUGUAAGCCGCGUUCAGCCUAAGUGUGCAUAUCCUCGUUCUGACAGCUUCCAGCCCUGGGCAGUUUUAGAGGAAAUUAAGGCAAAAUAGAUUUUACUUAAGUGUUUUCAGAAUGUGGGAAACAAGGGUACUCUGACCUAGUUUCAGAUUUUUGUUUUAUUAUUCUGAAGGUCCCAGUUGGAAAAUUCAGUUACAAAAGCAAAAUUUUCUAUUUAGUAAGCUAAGUGAAAGUAAAACUUUUACAAAUGGUUGUCCAGUUUUAAAUACUAGGGCCAAGUUGGCUUUACUUGCAUCUAGAGAGAUUUUUCUUUUUCUCUUUUUAAAUACAGGGUCUCACUUUGUAGGCCUGACUGGCCUGGGACCAGGUUGGCCUCCGACUUACAGAUAUCCCCUUGCCUCAUCCUCCAGCCGCUUGGGAUUAAAGCCUUGUGUCUCUAGACCUAGCCUACUACAGUUUUCCUGAUCAUGCUAUAAUUAAAGAUUUAGCCAAAUUAAUGCUGACUCGGGAACCGUUUUUCUAGUGAGACAUAAUGGGCGCAGUAGCUGGGCCGUAGCCGUGCUUACAGAAGGGCGUCUGUUCAUUGUUUUCAACACUGUACAGCUGGGGAACAGAGAGGCUUUCUGGGUGCGUGCCUUCUUCCUACUGUUCUCGGGAUCGUUUCUUCAGCACUAUUAAUAAUUAUUUCUCUUUUUAAAGUAGUAGACUGUUUCUUUUUGUAAGGAGUUAGUGAACUUUCUUUACAAUUCUGUGAAAAGCAUUAUUUUUCCACUUUAGUAUUUAUUAAUUAAAACAUUUGUAUCUCAUUUGUAACGACCUACUACUUUAAGUUUUUAGUUUCUUAUUUUUAAAAGAUACUUACGAGGAGAGGAAGAUUAGGCCUUAGAUGUAGCCCAGGGUGUUGGAAGGCACUUCACUGACUGUUGACCUGCGUCCAGAUGGUGGUGAGCUGACCUCUAGUUACUAAUUUUUUAAGCACAAAUCAUACAUUUUGUAUAUCUGUGAAUUUAUUUUAACUGACACUUAAUUGGAAGUAUCAGAUGUUUUAGAAAAACCUUUAUCUGAGAACACCAAAGCGAACUACUUCCGGCUCUGUUGUGGUUGGCUGCAAACCGCGUGAUUGGCAGAGUUGUUCUUCACCUUUCCUCAGCAGGCUCGGUAGUUUUGUUAUGAAACAGGUGUCACUCUUUCGUUUCUCCCUCGAAGUACAAUAAAAUCAUCUUUGCCACGAAGAAACGGUGUUUUGGUUCCUUU
Messenger RNA from Microtus oregoni (creeping vole), 3098 nucleotides. It is a transcript of the gene Rab33b, whose product is annotated as RAB33B, member RAS oncogene family. Gene Ontology annotation, biological process: Rab protein signal transduction. The record is from RefSeq and is a predicted model, not a curated record. The coding region runs from base 167 to 856 and encodes 229 amino acids. The transcript has 2 exons. Gene Ontology annotation, cellular component: Golgi apparatus; endosome. Lineage: Eukaryota; Metazoa; Chordata; Mammalia; Rodentia; Cricetidae. Gene Ontology annotation, molecular function: GTP binding; GTPase activity.